UCCUCAAGUGGAAUUGGUCAGUGAUCUGUGUCAGAGCAGGGCCAGUUGUUAACCCGUCUACUUCAUCUUUUUCUCGCCGCGGUUUUCCCGGUCAACCAUUUCUGUCCGUAUCGGUUUUCACGGUCUCGCCGAGGGACGCAACGGUCACUUUACUCGCGCGGUGAUAUUCGCUCGGCUCGACUCGGCUCCGCUCCGCUCGCGAACGUCCGCCCGGUAUCCGCCUAUACCCCCUUAGAGUUAGAUAUAUAACACAUACAUACGUGUACCGCGUACGUACCCUAUAGUACAAUAAUACAGUGAAACACAGUGGAGUUACCAGUGGGAAAAACAAAAAAUUGUUUGCAAGCGGACGUGCCUCACGGCGAUCGUCGUUCACCACGUUCUGGAUCGGAGCAACGGCGGCAGAGACAGGAUAUCGAGAAGAUCAACCACGCGAGGAGAGAGUGGCAACCAUUGUCGAAUCGAGAUACUCAGGACGAAAAGCAACAACCCCUUCGGAAGAGUUCACUCGGGCUGGCUCGCUCGAUGCGAACGCGCGUUCACUGUUGCACGACGAGAAUGUUAGCCGAGGAGGCAACAACAACGGCAGCAACAACCGGUGCUCCUGAUGGAGCAUAGAGGCGCGGCGUUCGAUCAGCAGGAGUGCCAGUAGCGGGAAACGAUCCUCGUAGCCCUGAGGCGGGCCCUCGAUCCUUGGCGGGGCCCGUGCUCGCGAGCGAAGCUGGGCGACACAAAAGGAACGCCGCGAUGGCCGCGACCGAUGGUCAGAUCGUCGUUGCGGCGGCACGCUGGGCCGAGGAAGCGACGUACCUUCGCGAAUUCGUCUCCAAGUAUCGUCUGCCGGCGGUGAUCAAGAUCACGAAGGGCCAGUACGGCGGGCUGGGCGUGCCCACGCUCCCAGCGCCCAGUCUGCAAAGCACGGCGCUGCUCGUGUCCGCCGGACGUCGACGGAAGAUCGUCGCCCAAGCCGUCAAGAUCAAGGAGGGUCGGAGAGUCGUGGGCGUCGGGCCGAGAUUGGCGAUCCCCGACUCGUACGCCGGCUACUUCGAGAUCCUCAGCGAGGAGGGCAGAGCGGUGCGAGGCAUCGAGUCUGUCAACGAGCUCUGUCGAAGAUGCCCCGAAGAGGGAGCUUUGGUCCGCGAGACCGUACGAGGCAUAGCUUGCAGAGUGGACGACGAGUCGGGCAUCGUGGUCCCAGAGGGGACGAGGACUCUGGCAGCCGGGGAGACCAUCGUCACCGUUGGAGAAGUUAGCUUACCCGGUCGCGGGAGAUUUCUUCGCUGCGUGGACUGUCGAGGGGACAGCGUCCUUUUGGGCAUGGAGCAACGAGGACGCUUCAGCGCGUUGGCACGCGAGGACAACAUCAGCGGCGUGCACACCGCGCGGGCGUUGCUCAGCAAGCGCCUGCCACUGACCGUUCGAUUGGUGCACGGCCAGCCACCGAGAGGGUUGAAGUCGUCUUCGCAGUUCGUACCCGAGUUGAGGCUGCUGUCGACGUUCGAAGAGGAGCACGUUUUCGCACUGCCCUUGCAGAGAGACGGCGCGGCCGUGGCGUUACCCCUGGCUGCUCCCUUGAAGCUGGUGAAAGCGCGGAACGAGGAAGCUCUCAGGUCGAUGCAGGAGUUCACGAGGCUGGUGGAACGCGCGUCCCGUCUGGUGGCUGACGUGGCGGACCGCGCUCACGUGCUAGACGGGAGACUGGGCGAGAGCAAACCCUCCAGACAGAACAGAAGCGGCUCCGGUUUUCUGAGGCGGUCUUCGACGAACUCGGACAACGCGCCGCUCCACCAUCGGAAUAGCACGAGCCACCAUCAUCAUCACCAUCACUAUCACAGCAACGGUCACCAAGUCUCCGGACACGCGGGUUACAGGGACGAGAAUCGGGUUCCACCCUCCGCCUGCACGGAGGAGUACGACGAGAUCGAUCAGAUCUACGAUUACGUACGCGGAUUCGCGCCGCUGCCGAAGAGCGUGAAAUCGCCUUACGAGAGCCCGUUGCCGGUCGCGCAGAGUUCCAGUCCUCCGCUGACGCCAGUCACGGUCACGAUCGCGCCUCUGUUGGACGACAGACCGGAACCACCGCCCAUCGAGACGAUACCGACGAAGAAGAUCCAGGCGGAGAAGAGGACGAGGCGCGCGGUGAAGGAGGCGCCGCAGCCGAGGCUCGAGAAGCCACCGCUGGCGAAGCUCUACGUGAAGAACAGCGGCACGCAAAGGGGGCGCCCGUUGAUGAGGCAGAAGAGUGCGUCGCCGUUGAAGGAGACGCCGCCUGGGUAUAAGGGCGGCUCGCCGCUUUUCAAUAUCAGAUAUAAGAGUCUGACGAAUCUGCAGCAGGCUAUGGAAUUGGACGGGACGCUGGACUCGAGUCAUUCCGGGGGGAGAACGUCAGGGGACUCUGGUGCUGGAGCUAAACUGCCGGAAAAAAGAUCACGGCGUUUGAGUAGACCGCGCUCGCUGACGAAUUUAGUCUGGGAACUUCGCGGUGGAAGCGGGCUCGGUUGCGCGAGACCGGAAACGCCUCCGCCCACCACCACGGCGCCGCCACCCCCUACUAAAUGUGGACCACGUCUGGCUGUCACCGUGGUGGCACCCCGACGUGUUGGCACGCUCUACCUCUAACUCAUUCGAACCGACGAAGGGCUGAAGAAGGCAAAGAGCGGUCCGGAUGGGCCAUCAAGGAUCUCCAAUGUCUUCGACUAAUCAAAAACUCGUAGCCAGAGCUCAAACGACGGAGGAACGGAUUCAGGGUCCGUCGACGAUCCCACCAGUUCUGCCCUUUCUCUGUUUCUUUUUAUUCAACGCAGCCAUUCGAUAACCUUACGUUUCGAACCAUGAGAAAUUUUUCGAUAAGGGAACAAAUUUGCGAUCAGCGAUCGCAACGUGGAUGAAAUUGAGUGAACCGAGAGAACGGUCGACCGAAUUCAGAAUGAUUAUUAUUGAUAGAUCGUGAGACCGCUUCCCAGCGAGGGAAAUAAAAUGGGCGGACGUAACAAGCUUCCAGAAGCGGUUCUCGUAACGCGGAUGUUCCAAGAUAUAUUAUGCGAUUAUCACGAAUGGUUCACAUUGACACGCGCCGUUAAUUGAUCUAAUAGGGAGCGUAGUUAAGGAUUUACGAAUGCCAUAAUAAUGAACAACUUUUUGUGGUUGUACUUAAGUCAUACCUUUACACUUUAACGUCUACGUUUUAAGGCCAAUUUAAGUACGUAAGUUACAUUAUUACUUUACUAUCGGAGUGCCUUCGAGUUUAAUCGAUAGGCAUCUACUCUUGCAUUCUUUUUUGUUUGUUUGACUUUUUUUUUUUUUACUUCGAUGGUUCCCGGUACCCGAAGAUUCCGUGAUAAUAGUUGUCGAUUUUCUCUGUUUAGUUUCUUAUUAAUCUCGGAGCGAAUUUGUUUUCUAAUUAUUAUUAUGCUGAAAUAAGGUCAACGAAAGCCUGUGGAUUGCGCAAAGAAAUUGAUGACUCGGCAAACCCUUUUUAUCGGAAGUCAGGUAUCGAGACCGCCUGUCGGUUAAUUGUCCUGGUCAGACGUCGGGCUCUUGACCUCGGUCUCACUUUUGUGAUUAUUAUUUAAGUGCAUAGAUCUAAGCAUACGAUAGGCUAGGCUUUUCACAACGUCUCUAUGUUCUCUUCGACAAAUUUUUUAUCCCCCCUCCCGUUCGUCUAUCGUCGGUGAAAAAUGUAUUAAACGAGAAGCGACCAAGCGAACGAAGCACCAACCGUGCGAAAACGUACUUUACGAAUAUAGAUAAUAUUCGAACUGAUAAUAAUAAUAACGAUAACAAUAACGCUGAUGAUAAUAGAGCUCGUGAAUCUGAAAUUACUAAGCGAGAUAAGAGUCACUCAUUUAUACGAUUCGGUCCAGAAUCGAAUCUAAUUCUGGAACGCUGGUUCAGAAAUGAUGAUAGUUCUGUUAAGGACCACGGAUUAAAUCCGUGCGACGUACUAGUUUACAGUUCUCUGUAACAUAAGUUUUUCUAGUUGUUAAGAAGGUGUAGAUUUCUUGAUCCCCAUGAUAAAACAUUUCUAUUUUUGCGUAAUGAAAGAAGAAGACACUCGGUCCCCUUUACGAUGGAACUCCGUGCGCUAUAAUCGUUCCUGAUACGAGCAACGAAUAUCCCGUAUGUCGACGUUCGCCGAGAUUUUGCCAGGAGAACAGGUUGCAGUCCUGUCAGCGUCCCUACCACCCAACAGUUUUUCAUACUCGUACCCUCAUCCUUUUCCUACUUUUUCAAUUAAAGUUAGCUUUCUAGCAACCAGGGCAUUGGAUAAAUCGUUGUCUUCGCGACGCGAGACAACAAUUAUUUUGAAUCGUUGCGAGUUUUCUUAUCGCGAGGUUCGUGUUUUCAUGGCGAAAUUCUCGAUGCGUAAGGGUCGAGGAUCGUUGUGCCUUCGAAGUGCACGCGUCCGAAUGACACGUUUAAAACGUCGUUAAACGGCAGACAUCCACUUUGUGAUUCCGUAAGCAGUUGUUCAAUGUUUUCUUUAUACUUUCCUUAAUGCUUAUCUAGGAUAGCUUGUGUACCCUAAAAGAGUGUUUCAAUAAAAGACAAUGAAAUCAA
Ceratina calcarata is the source of this 4560-nucleotide messenger RNA. It is a transcript of the gene sano, whose product is annotated as CABIT domain-containing protein serrano. The record is from RefSeq and is a predicted model, not a curated record. The coding region runs from base 748 to 2619 and encodes 623 amino acids. Lineage: Eukaryota; Metazoa; Arthropoda; Insecta; Hymenoptera; Apidae. The transcript has 7 exons.